GAGAGAGAGAGAGAGAAAGAGGACAAGGUGUACAGAGACUCACACCACCACCAUUAGACACCUGUCAGUGCAGGUGGAGAGAGUAACUGCUGGAUAUCGGAGCCUGGAGGGUUCCUCUUUAACUCUUUGAACAGACUAUAUGGACUUUGUACAUUUGUGGUUUAUUUAAUGUUGGUGUUUUGGACAUAACUUAACUUUAAACUGAAGGUUCAGUCUUGCUAUUGCUCAUCAGUGGGUGUAGUCAUGGGUUACUGAAACCCAACAUUCACGUAUUCUAGUUUAAUCUGUUGGAGGAGGCAAGUUUUCAUCACAGACGUUUAUCCUGCGUCCGAAUCCCAUCCUCAAGGAGUUUGUUGUUGGUGCUGCUGUUUCUGAGACACCUCCAGCUGAGCUGCGUGAUCAUGGCAGACUUCCCGUCCAAGGUUACCACGGAAACCAGCUCCCCCAACUCCCAGAGCUCUCAGCAGGGGGGCAACAGCCUCCGAGGGCUGUCCGCCAACGUCACCAAUAUGCUGGACAUGUCCUUUAUCCGAAGCAUCCCGGCCGUCCUCAUGAUGGCUGAAAUAUUUAUGGGGCUGCUCCAGUGGGCGUUGAUAGCCAGCGCCCCCUACACAUUGUUGCCAGCGUAUGGCUUUGUGAUGUUUGUUGCUGUCACCCUCUGGAUCCUCACCACCAUCCUCUUCUUCAUGAUCCUGUGCGGCGCCCAACAAAAACUCUCCUCCGUCCCCUGGCCCCUGACGGUGAUGGCGUAUCACGCCACAGCCACGGUCCUCUAUCUGACCGCCUUCCUGGCCAACGCAGCGUCCGUGUACCCCUUCCUGCGCUUUCCCUAUUUCUACGGAGUUUUGGCAGCUGCCGCUUUCUUUGGUGCAGUGGUGACCAUCGCGUACGCUGCAAGUGCUUUCUUCUCCUAUCUGGACUGGAAGGGAGACGGAGGGAACGCUGCCACCGACACAGUGCCGGCCUAGGACUCAAACCUGGGAUGCCGAUCUCCUCUUGCUAGUUAUUUGGAUAGUCUACACUUAAUACAUGUCACUGCUGACUCUGGUGACACAAAUCCUGACCUCUUCUCAACCCCAGUAUUAACAAUAGGGUGAAAUUCUAAAUAUCUUAAAUGAUAUUUUUUUGUCUUAUUAGUACAACACAAUAUUUCUUUCUGUGCUGGUCUCCUGCACUGAGGCCUCAAAUUCAGGCGUUCCUGAAAUAAUACAUUUAUUGAUUCUAUUGUAAAUACGCAAAUAAAGCAGACAGUGCCUUAAAUUAUUGGUUAUCGCACCGCCUAGUGGCAUCAUAUUACUAACACCUCUGGGUUGCAUUUAGAAUGCACAAAACAUGCCUCACUUAAAGCAAUAAUUUGACAUUUCGGGAAAUUUGAACUCUCACCGUCUGAGACAGAUUGAUACUACUCGCAGGUCUGAAUGAUAAAUAUUAGCUGAGGCUAGCAUGAAGACUGGACACAAGGGGAAACAGCAAGCUUGUUAGCGAGUCAACUAUGAAGGACAUUACAAUGCAAAACAUCAGAAUCAUAUAUUUAAUGCUGUUUUUUUGUUCAUAUAUGAGUAUAACAUACUUUGUCAUUCAAACAAAUAUAAGAACAUUGUAAAAUGUGUGUUAUAUAAUGGGACCCAUUUUGAUGACCUCAACAUAUCAAUGUCCUGUCGUCCCUGUGAAUGUCGGCUUUGAGAGGAAGAGAUUAAACAACCUGGUUACAAUAAAUUACUCAAAAUUUGACAGCCUGACCAAACUUUGAUCGUAAACUUGGUACUAUGAUGUGACAUGUAUCACAGAGAAACAUGCAGAUCCAUAACAUUUUAAGUUGUUUGUUUAGUAUAUCUUGUUUACAGAGAGCGGUUGUUGUGGCAUUGGUAACGCUGGUUGAGUAUCACGGGAGGACCACGUCAUAACAUGCUCGACUCCUGCUUGUGCAUUCUGUGACGCUCAUAUUAGGAAGUUGCUCUAAUACCAUAACAUGGCCGUGCAGAAGGUGUGAAGAAUCUCUGUCCUGCAGAAAUCCAAUUUUCCCUCCCGGAUGCACAGGCUCACAUUGAAACUUAAGUUCUCCAUAGACCAAGCCAAAGCACUAAUAACGUUUUAAAUAUAUACUCUCCUAAUCUCACGCAUUAUGAAAAUGCAGGACAAUGUUUCAAAUGUUGUACCCAUCGAGCUGUGGGAAAAGGUGCAUUACAUAUUUCCUUUGAUUUAUAUGAUAAAGUGCUCAACUCCUUUUGUAUGUGCCUUUAUGACAUAAUGUUUCUUUUUGUACCAAGAAUUUGAAUACUUGUGAAAUCCUGUGGUGAGUGCCGGAGCUCAAGUCUGCAUUGUUCAAAUAAAGCAGUCGGUGAUGUCAAUGUAA
Cyclopterus lumpus (lumpfish) is the source of this 2353-nucleotide messenger RNA. RefSeq names its product plasmolipin (gene pllp). The transcript has 4 exons. NCBI's taxonomy places the organism in Eukaryota, Metazoa, Chordata, Actinopteri, Perciformes, Cyclopteridae. Gene Ontology annotation, cellular component: membrane. Gene Ontology annotation, molecular function: structural constituent of myelin sheath. Gene Ontology annotation, biological process: myelination. The record is from RefSeq and is a predicted model, not a curated record. Bases 402 to 968 code for a protein of 188 amino acids.